GCAAACACUCUCUUUCUCUCUCUCUCUCUCUCUCUCUCGUUCUUUGUUUCUUUCUUUCAUUUCUUUCCUUCGUUUUUUUCUUUUUACAUUUGGCAUUGGUUCUCUUUCUGUGGCGAUGACGGAACCGAUCGAGCCAAGCACAUCGUCGUCAAUGAGCACGGUGUUUCUUCACCCUCGGCGCGAGCCCUUCGAGCACGGCCUCUUACCGAUCCCGAAGCUCAUCUUCUCCGACCCCGCGCAAACCCUAAUUUCGCUGAAGCAGAAGCUUCUUGAGCUCUCCUCCGGCGGCAAAGUCGAUCCGGCGGCGAUCUCCGAGUCUCUUCAGAUCUCGCUGGACCACGCCAGGCUCGUCCUUGACACGCUUUCCUCCGUCCUCCCAUCUUCGGAGACCGAGCCACCCACCGCCGAAGUCUCCGCCGUCGACUUGCAUGAUCUGUUGCUGUUCCUGUACAUUCAAUCCUACAAGAGGCUCCUGCCGCGCACGCACAAGGACUCCGUCGCCGUUGCUGACGUCUGGCCUUCCACCUCCGCCUUCGAUGGCUACUUGUCCGCUCUCUCGCCGCUUCAGCUUGUUCGGAGCAACAGCCGGCGGUUUAUGCCGUCACAGGCUGACGAGGAGGCGCAUCAAUUGUCAUACCUGCAGAAGCACUUGGCUAACAUUCUGUCUCUCCUAGCUGAGCCCGUGGAGGGGGAAGGGGAAGAAUCUCUGGUUUUAUCCAUGGAUAGAUUUGAACACCUUGGGUUUCUAGUUCAGUUUGGUGAUAAGGGAUCUGAAGGAAAUUCUUUGAGUCAACAUUCUCCUUUCUUUGCAAACUCAGAUCCUGACAUGCCAGCUGUUCCUGCUCCUGCUGCACAAGUUCAUGAUUGGCUUCUGCAGAAUAUAACAUCUGCAUUGGAACACAUUUCUGAACGGACUUCUUCCAAGGAAAAUGGCCCAGCUAGUGCCUCUGACCAGGAUGUUGCUAUGACUGAUGCAUGCAAUGCCCCAGUAAAGGUCUCAACAAGUACUAGAGCUCCAAGUUUCAUUGAAGGGGUUUCUAAAUCUUCAUAUGUGAAGCAUGCAUCUGACAUUAAAGGUUCCUCUGUUAAGGUUGUAAAUUGCCAUGAGUCAGCCAUCUACAUUUUAGCACCUUUGCGAUAUGCCACUGUGUAUGGAUGCUCAGAUUCUACAAUAGUUCUGGGAGCAGUUGGGAAGGCUGUAAGGGUAGAGCAUUGUGAACGAGCUCAUGUGAUUGUUGCAGCAAAACGUAUUUGUAUUGCUAAUUGCCGUGAAUGUGUCUUCUUUUUGGGGGUGAAUCAGCAACCUCUUAUUCUUGGUGAUAACCAUAAGUUGCAGGUGGCUCCCUAUAACACAUUUUACCCACAAUUGGAGGAGCAUAUGAACGAAGUUGGAAUUCUGCCCACAGUGAACCAAUGGGAUAAUCCUAUAGCACUGGGCAUGGUGGAUCCUCAUGAUUCACUAUCUCACCCUGCAGGUGUUGCUGAUGUUCAAGCAGAGUCCGCAUCACGGGUGGAUCCUGAUCAGUUCACAAAUUUUGUGAUUCCAAACUUGUCUGAAGAGUCAACUGGAUCUACAAAAGCCAACCCAUUUACAUUACCAGAUGCUUAUAUGGCAUCUCAGCAAAGAAAUCAAAAAAAUUUAGGGGAGAUAAGGGAACUCUUGCGUGAAGCACCUUUAGAAGAUAAUCGUAAACGGGAAUUGUCAUCAGCUCUCCAUGUGUACUUCAAGGACUGGUUAUAUGCUUCUGGCAAUAUUCGUCAGCUUUACUGUCUUCAAGGCGAUUAAUCUCUGUUAGAUGAUGCAGUGUCAGCAGUUAAUGAUAGUACAGGACCAAGAUUUCUGGUUUCCUUUUUGAACCCCCUCUUCAAUUCCUCUUGCCAAUUCUAUUGGCACCAUAGGUAGCUGAGAUCAGACGACGUGAAUUAGAAUGCCGUCCUAUUUAUGCGGUGACAUCACCGGUGCACGAAAUGGAAUGAAAAAUACAAUUGCUAAUCUGAUUGUAAUUUUUUCUUUGUUUGUGAAAAUAAUUACUGUAAUAUUUUGUUAGCCUAAAUUAAUGGCCUUUGUGAAAA
Messenger RNA from Arachis duranensis, 2073 nucleotides. RefSeq lists its product as uncharacterized. The transcript has 9 exons. Bases 116 to 1786 code for a protein of 556 amino acids. NCBI's taxonomy places the organism in Eukaryota, Viridiplantae, Streptophyta, Magnoliopsida, Fabales, Fabaceae. The record is from RefSeq and is a predicted model, not a curated record.